This is a messenger RNA of Mollisia scopiformis, 3720 nucleotides long. RefSeq names its product RasGAP protein-like protein. The record is from RefSeq and is a predicted model, not a curated record. Gene Ontology annotation, biological process: regulation of GTPase activity. The transcript has a single exon. The annotation marks the transcript as partial. Lineage: Eukaryota; Fungi; Ascomycota; Leotiomycetes; Helotiales; Mollisiaceae.
AUGGACGGACGACCCUACAAUGGGACACACGCGAAAGACGGCGCUCUGCAGGACUGGCAACGAAACGCCACGGAAACACUGGCAAGAAGUUUGGAUAGACCGAAGAGUCCACGUAUAGCACCGAGGGUACGCUCCGGUAUGCAGCACACAAUCCGGACCGUCACCCCAGAACCAGUGGUGGACGAUGGAGGAGAUGAGGUGUAUGCCCAGAAUAGCUCCAUUCAUACCUCUCCACGUUCCAUACCCGGAGGAGAGAAGCCAAGGGAUCGACGCCAGGGUCUUGUCUUCCAAGACUCUUACAGUACUGACUCUCUAGAUGGAGCGGGAGCUGGAGCUGGAAGUACUACUCGGACAGGACCACCUGUGAGCUUCCAUUCACACUCACGGCCGCGCACUCGCACGAUGGAAGAGUCUCAUCGACCUCGUUCAACUUCCACCACGGUUUCAAAAAGCCGCCAUCGUAUCGGCUCGGUGCAUUCAACAGCAUCCUCUUCGUUCCACGAUGUACAACCUCAAGCUGUUCCCGAUGUGUCUAAUUCGCUAGGAUUCCCAUCAAUAUCUACGCGACCUCCUCCACCACAACUCCAAAAAUCUAAUUCUGUGAAAGGCGGCCGUCGUUUGGUGAAAAAGUCGUCUCGGCCAACUUCUCCCAUGUCAUCCAUAGGAGAUGUCCCUUCUGUUGAUUCUCUACCCUUUCCAGUUGCUACAGGAGAUGCGAACAAGAUAUUAAUGCUAAUGAAGAAACUGUGUGGACGAAUGAAAGGCGAGGUCAAGUACCAGACUAUCGAAAAUGGUCCAUGGUAUUCAGGGGUCUGCUAUAUCGACGAUAUCAAGGGAUCCCUGAUGUACGAGGGUGAGGACAGAGGACCAUUUCACUUGACCGUGAUUUCCGAUCUCCGAGGAUGUCGAGUAAAACCAAUAACUUCACCAGAACGACCCGUGAGAUGCCUCGAAUUGUCGAAUAGAGCUCUAGGCAUAGAAAUACAUCUGCUUCCGAUGGUCAAUGCAGAAUAUGAUCUCUGGCUAGCGGCACUGCUAUCUUGGCAGCAGAUUCGAACUACCACCCUUCCCGCAAGUCCGCCAAGGUCAACUCCUGUAACUACAGAACGGAGACCUGGUCCGCAGAGACGUGAAUCGAGCUUUGCGGGUACUUCCAGAGGUGCCAAUAUCAUUAAAGUUGCCAAGUUACUUCUCUGGGAUAAAGGUGCACCCACUUCCCCUAGGGCUAUUGUGAAGCGUUCCUCAACGCGUGACCUACGAGCAUCAACAAGGUCGUGCUGGCGAAGGGUAUCUUGUAUAUUGCAAGACAAUGGAGAAUUUAAGCUCCUGACGGAGAAUGACAUUACUUUACUGUCUGUCAUACAACUUUCUCAACUGUCUAGGUGUGCCAUACAGCGGUUGGACAGGUCAGUCCUCGACGAGGAGUACUGUAUUGCAAUUUUCCCACAAUACACGUCGACUUCUACAACACUUUCCAUCUUUCGUCCCGUAUAUAUUGCGCUGGAAUCCCGACUCACUCACGAAGUGUGGUUUUGUCUAUUGCGUGCGUUCACUAUACCAGAGAUAUAUGGCCCACAGCCUUCAAAUGCGCCUGAGGUGUACGAUGAAUUGGACUCACCACAACCGCAACCUCCCACUGAGGAUAUGUUCAGAAUAGAGAAGUCUAUCAAUCUGAGGAUUGUAGAAGCGAAGAUCAGGAAACCACAUGUUCCCACGGAAUCUUUGGGCACUAGCAAGUCCUCAAAGACGGAAUUGGAUCCAUCAAUAGGAGAUUACUUUGCAGAGGUUGUCUUGGAUGGAGAAAUUCGUGCCCGGACAAUCACCAGGACCGAAACUAGGAAUCCUUUUUGGAGAGAAGAUUGCGAGUUCAUGGAUCUGCCUGCACAUCUCCCAAGUAUCUCAAUCAUCUUGAAACAGAUGGAACCCCCACCGGUCACUACUCAUGGAUUCUUGUCAUCUUCGAGCGUUCACAUACCCGCCCAGCCGAUCGAAGUUGUUUGUGGGAGAGUUGAGAUAAAUAUCGAAAAAUUAGAUAGAGGCAAGGACAACGAGACUUGGUGGCCGAUACUGGACGAGCAGCAAGAGCCGAUUGGAGAGAUGUUCCUGAGGAUACGGCAUGACGAACUUGUGGUUUUGCUUGCGAAGAACUAUCAACCAAUAUCGGAACUUCUUCACAACUUUGGUAGUGGCUUGACCAUACAAAUCGCUCAAGUCAUUCCAACUAGUUUAAGGAAACUGUCAGAGAUACUGAUGAAUAUCUUCCAAGUUUCGGGCCACGGUGGAGAAUGGCUUACUGCUCUGGUCGAAGAUGAGAUUGAUGGGUUAGGGAAAGAGCCUCCAAUACGACGACUGAGAUGGAGCCGGCGAAUUGGCUCAAACGAAUCUUACGCUUCUGCAAGUGAUCGAGAACAGACUGUUCGAGACAUGGGCAAGUCUCUACAAGGAGAGGCGAACUUGCUGUUCCGAGGCAAUUCAUUAUUAACUCAAGCUCUGGACUUCCACAUGAGACGACUUGCCAAAGAAUACCUAGAAGAUGUCUUCGCCGAGAAAAUCGUGGAAAUCAAUAACCUGAACCCGGAAUGCGAGGUCGAUCCAUCUCGAAUUUAUCAUGGAGAUGAUAUGCAGAAGAAUUGGUCACUUCUAACAUCCCUUACUACAGAUGUAUGGGAAAGCAUUGCUAACUCAGCAAAUCGAUGUCCACCAGAACUCCGUCAAAUCCUCAAGUACGUCCGAGCAGUCGCCGAAGACCGAUAUGGAGACUUCUUGCGGACGGUGGCUUACACAAGCGUCUCUGGCUUCUUGUUCUUGAGAUUCUUCUGUCCAGCCCUUCUGAAUCCGAAGCUUUUCGGCUUGCUGAAAGAUCAUCCCCAGCCAAAAGCUCAGCGAACCUUUACUCUGAUUGCAAAAAGUCUGCAAGCGCUUGCGAAUCUGUCAAAUUUUGGUCAGAAGGAAGCUUGGAUGGAGCCUAUGAACCGGUUCCUGAAUAGCCAUCGGCAAAGUGUCAAGGAUUUUAUCGACGCCAUCUGUGAUAUCCCUGCAGAGCGAAAUACUUUUGCCCUUCCAGCAUCAUACUCGACUCCUAUUACCAUACUCGCACGCCUACCGCCUACUUCGAGGGAAGGCUUCCCCUCUCUCCCGUACCUCAUCGAUCACGCCCGCAACUUUGCUGCUCUAGUCAGACUUUGGCUCGAUGCAACAAAUUCAUACAUGCCCCCUCAAGGCUUAGAAGGCGACCUCCUCGAAUUCAACGAACUCUGCAUUGCACUUCAGCGCCGAACAGACGACUGUCUCCUCAAAGCCGAAGCGGGGGAACGCGGAGCAGAUCAACUCUCCCUGCAAUGGGAAGACAUCGUCGAAACACUCGACCACUCCCACCUCACCGACUCGCCCACCGAUCCCGACUCCUCAACCUUAGAACCAGAAAUCCACAGCCCGCCUUGGACUGAGCACUCCGGCCGGGGCACAGGCUCGGCGGGAAGUGGAGAGAAAGAGAGGGAGAAGAAAGAACGGCAGAGUUUCUGGGAGAGUACGUUUGGGAAGGAGAGUAAGUAUCAAAGACCGUAUGCGGGAGGAGAUUCGUUUGAUGAGAGCCAGGCUAGUCCGCCGAGUAGAGGGCAGAGUAGGAAUGGGAAGCCGUCUAGGAGUUUCUUGAGUGGGUUGAGGAGGAAGAAAGAGGGAACUUCGCCUACGGUCGGCAGUUUGGAGAGUGCGGAGGGGGGA